AUGGGGAAGAUGAAGACAUCAUCUGUACAUCCAAAUGUCCUGGAUUUUCUCAAACACGAACUGGACCAACUGCAAGACCUGAAAGCAAGCUGUCGCCAGGUCGUAGUGACGCGCCUUCACCAGGACAUGGCGCUGCGCUACGUGAAGACUCUGCUGAAGACCAGGGGGAGGAGUCUGGAAGGGGGUGGGGCCAGAUGUAUGAAGGACCACGCCCUCAAACUGCACCAGUUCUUCACCGCACAGGGCGGGGCUUGUGCUUGGACUCAGCGGAUCUUGGACCAGGUCUCUGAGAUCCUCAGACUCCAGGAUCCAGACCUGGUCCAGCUGGAACUGGUCUCUCUGAUCCAGACCUGCCCGGACUUCAGCGCAGCGCACGUGUCUCAGAUCCUCUUCCUGAAAAGCGACCUAUCAGCCACCUCCGUUCGAAAGAUCAAACGGAGCGUGGAAGAGAACCGCCCCUCUUCUUCCACCAAUCAGUGCGCAGCGUUCUUCUCUAGAAUCAAAGUCCAGAUUCUCCACAACAAAGUGAAGCUGAAGUUUCGCUGA
Messenger RNA from Knipowitschia caucasica, 546 nucleotides. NCBI's taxonomy places the organism in Eukaryota, Metazoa, Chordata, Actinopteri, Gobiiformes, Gobiidae. The record is from the annotation of a GenBank genome assembly.